AUGGCCGGAUCAUGUGUCCAGGUUGGGAAGCUGACUACGGAAACGGGCGGGCAGGCUGGGGUGCAGAGCUGGCGCCGGGAGAUCAAGGCAAGGGGUCUGGCCAUCCACGGGCAUUCACCGAAGGCGCAGUUCGCCGUGGUCCAUGGCGUGAACGGGGUCGAUGGUGAUCGGCAGAGGAUGAGUGCUGGGUUUCAGGGUCUUUCUCAGGGUGUGAGGGUCUCUCUCAGGGUCUCUCCCAGGGUCUCUAUUCAUUCUAGGGAUGCUCGGGUCUAGGUCUAGGUUCUAGAACACGAUGAUGUUCCGCAGAGGCCAGAUCUGCCCGAGGAACAAAUUCACAAGUCACCGAGCACGCUGACGAUCCACUCGUCGUGGUCAUCGUCGUCGCCACCAUCUUGUGGAGCAGCAUUCUUGUUCACCAGCCGGAAAUGGGAGGCGGCAAGGGAGUCCUCCUUGGGAAAAUCCACAAACCCGAAACCACACCGAGCCUUCGAGACCUGCCCGAACGAGUGCUCACUGCAGAAGGAGAAGAAGCCAGACGGAUCCCUCGCCGUAGCGUAGAAGAGCGAGGCAGACAGACGGAAGGGACAGAUCCUCGUUCGCCCUGCAGGCACCGGCGCCGGCUGCGUCCUAUCGCCGAUACUUCGUGUCCAAGAAUGAAAAAGAGAGAGAAAAAAAAAAAAAAAACUUC
Molecule: messenger RNA, 688 nt
Organism: Verticillium dahliae VdLs.17
Lineage: Eukaryota; Fungi; Ascomycota; Sordariomycetes; Glomerellales; Plectosphaerellaceae
Exons: 1
Coding region: 1-273 (90 amino acids)
Source: RefSeq, a predicted model, not a curated record